This is a messenger RNA of Maylandia zebra (zebra mbuna), 5235 nucleotides long. Its product is annotated as hemicentin-1. Gene Ontology annotation, biological process: cell adhesion. The record is from RefSeq and is a predicted model, not a curated record. NCBI's taxonomy places the organism in Eukaryota, Metazoa, Chordata, Actinopteri, Cichliformes, Cichlidae. Gene Ontology annotation, molecular function: integrin binding.
CGACAGCUCGGAGCUGCACAGUCCAACAGGGGAAGCUGAGCAGAGGAGUAACAAAUGACUGAGGGGUCAUUGUUGAGUAAGGCAACUCAAAUGAGUCAAAGUAGAUUAUUUGUUCAGCUGUCAGUGGGGCUCCUUCUCAUUGCGGCAGGUGUAGGUGCCUCAUGUCCCAUUGAGUUGAGCCCCUCCAGUGUUGUGGUGCGGUAUGGAGACCCAGUUUCAGUCAACUGCACCGCAACAGUGAGCCAUGAUGGAAUGGGUUGGGAGGCUUCAGUUGGAGGGAUAGGGAUUACAGAGGUCAACCAUUUGCCCUGGAAUGUGGAGAGUUUAACAGUAUGGGGCAUCUCUGCUCUUUGCUUUAUUAACACUAAUGAGCAGUGCCAGAAAAAUCUGAACAUCGUUGUUUACACAUUUCCAGAAAAAAUCCAAAUCAACUCCACCGCUGACUCCAAUGGUAUGAUGGUAGAAGGGGAGGAAUAUAACAUUACUUGUGAAAUCCCCAAAAUAGCACCAGUCCAAAAUCUUACUGUAAAGUGGUACAAUGGAGACAGAAUCAUUGAAUCAGAUGUCUUAGAAAUCAUUGAACCAAAUAACUUAAAAAAUACUAAACAACCAGUGAAACUUUUAUCUACCUUCCCGUUUACACCAACUCGAAACGACAGCGGUGCCAGGUUCAGAUGUGAGGCACAGAUGGACCUGAGCCCAGUAGGACCACAUUUGAAUGUAUCGUCACAGGAGCUUACUAUUACAGUUGUCUUUGGACCAGAUGUACAGUGUUCCAAUAUUAUUGAGCUAAUGGAAAAUGAAUCUUUGGAGGAGAAUUGCAAUAUAGCAGGAAAUCCCACCCCCUCGGUUAAAUGGCUGAAAGAUGGACAACCCUUCAACUCAACCACUCCGAUGAGAAGGGAAAAUGCAGGGAUGUACACACUUCAAGCUAAUGGCUCACUCUCUGUCCAAAAGAACAUCCAGGUUCAUGUGUUAUACGGACCAGAGUUGAACUGCCCAAGCAUUUACAUGGCAGAGGAACAUACUCCUCACAAUCUCACCUGUACUGUUGAGGGCUUUCCUGAACCUGUCAUGGUCUGGUACAGAGAUGAUGAGGUGGUGGAACUUCCAAAGACGUUGACGAGACUUGAUGCAGGACAUUACUUGAUCACAGCUUCAAACAAUCAGUCAAACGUUAACGCCACUGUGGAAAUUAUUGUUCACUAUCAACCAUCAGAGAUAUUUGAGCUUCAAGACCUUGAAGUCCACAUUGGUUCCACUGUGGAGCUGAAGUGCUCCUCCAGUGGAAACCCACGACCAACGUAUACCUGGAAUUAUUACCAGACUGACAAUGUGAUGGAGGAAAAUGAAGAUGGAGUAUCCCGUUUGGAGAUUCACAGCGCUACUGCAUACAACAUGGGUACCUACACGUGCCAUGCAUGGAACAACAAGGGAAGAAUUUCCAGAACAAUCAAAGUGACAGUUAUAGGUGCUGAGCAAGAAUGCCCACUUGAAAUAACUCCAAAUCCAAUGGUGCUUGAGUACAGAAGCAGAGCGCAGGGUGCAACGUGCAGCUCAACAUCCGCCAUCUCCACAAAUGUCAAGAGAAUGUACUGGGAGGGUGUAGAAUCUGAUAAUAUGACUUGGUUUACUAACACCAAUGAAGACUGGGGGAUGACGCCAGUUUGCACUGCAACAUUUCAAGGAAUAGGAAAAUGCCAAAAAUCAUUGAACUUUACUCUUUACAAAAAACCAGACAGUGUUUCCAUUUACCACGUGCGUCGCUUGAGCUCUGUGGAAGAGGGCAAAGAGUUCCAGCUGCGGUGUGACAUUGUCAGCAUCGCUCCAGCACAAAACGUCACUGUGUUGUGGUACAAAAAUCAAGACAUACUGAAAGAAACUGGCUGUCAGCUUGAAAACAACAAAACCUGCAAACUCAGUGAUGUCAGAUCCCCGGUAAAUGUUUCUGCCACGAUUAAUGUCAACCUGCAAAGGAAAGACGACGAAGUGGUGUUCAGAUGUGAGGCUCGGCUAAACCUGAGAUUAAAUCCUCUUCCGACUACAACAUCCAGCACCCUUAAGAUCACUGUCCUGUAUAAGCCCAAAAUUAAUACCACAAAGCUUCCAAAAGAAAUCCCCGUGUUCAGAGGCUACUCUGAGGAGCUUGUUUGUGAAGCAGAAGGUUACCCAAUCCCAAAGAUCCAGUGGCACUACAACCCAGAGUCCCAUGUGAAUGUGUCUAAAGGAAAACUUACUGUGUCUGAGCCGGGCAUCUACAACUGCACUGCCAGCAAUGACGUUGGUUCUGCAUCACAUGUGGUUGAAGUGAUUUUAAAAGAAAAACCAAUCAGUGUUUCCAUCAAUCACGUGGAUAACGUUACCUCCAUGGAAGAGGGCAAAGAGUUCCAGCUGCGGUGUGACAUUGUCAACAUUGCACCGGGAAAAAAACCCACUGUUUUGUGGUACAAAAAUCAAGACAUACUGAAAGAAACUGAUUGUCAGCUUGAAAACAACAAAACCUGCAAAUUCAGUGAUGUCAGAUCCCCGGUAAAUGUUUCUACCACGAUUAAUGUCAAUCUGCAAAGGAACGACAGCGGAGCGGAGUUCAGAUGUGAGGCUCUGUUAGAAACGGGAGCAAACACCCCUCAAAAUACAACAUCCAGCACUCUUAAGAUCACUGUCCUGUAUAAGCCCAAAAUUAAUACCACAAAGCUUCCAAAAGAAAUCCCCGUGUUCAGAGGCUACCCUGAGGAGCUUGUUUGUGAAGCAGAUGGUAACCCAACCCCAAAGAUCAAGUGGGGCUACAACCCAGAGUCUCAUGUGAAUGUGUCUAAAGGAAACCUCACUGUGUAUGGGCCUGGCAUCUACAACUGCACUGCCAGCAAUGAUGUUGGUUCUGCAUCAUAUGAGGUUAAAGUGAUUCUAAAAGAGGACUACCUCCCUCUCAUCGCUGGAUUUGUGGCUGUCACUGUGGUAGCUAUCUCCACCAUCUUCAUCUUCAUCUACUCAAUCUACUACAAGAACACCAAGAUGCGCCACUACAGCCUUAAAAACCCCAAAUUCAGCAUGCACAAUGGGAAUGUAGCUCACAGCAAUGGUGACCUGCAGUUCCCAAUGACCCGACUAUCAAAGCAGUACAUCUGUAUAUAGCACAGAAUAGACUGCUGAGCAAUCUGAACGGUCUGCAUCUCUCUGCCACCAGGGUUAACAGGUUUUUCUUGUUUUGUUUUUUAUUGCUGUUGUUGUUGUUGUUGUUUUUUUAAGUCUGAAUACCGAGCCAAAUACAAAGAAAGACUAUUCUGUCCUCCAAACGUCAAUCACCCUGUUAUUCUCACACAGAUUUCCCCUUACAUUAUAAUCAGAGGUGUAGUCCUAUUUGUAUAAGUAGCGCAUCGAUCACAGGCACACAGCCUUUAGAGUUAUUUGUUUUUAAGGCUAUAUCACCAAAGUGGCAAGUUUAAAUUAUUCAACUAUAACCAUAACAUGCUGCUUACAGCUCUCUCCUCCCUGGAUGUGUCUUCUUUGUUUUCCAUGCUUUCCUGUUUGAUAGGAACAGUCUCUCUUUAACAUUGGUGCCAUCUCUCUUCCUCACUUAUUCUCCAGUGAACUUUAAAUUCUAUAGUUGUUACAUUGUAGGCACACAGCUGUGUGCAGUGCUUUUGGUAUGUGCUGAAACUCUUCACCGAGUCUGCUCUAAAUAUGCAGAGUGAAGAGUCCCUUUCUACUCUGGUGUUUUUCUACACAUCAUACGUGUCAUCUUUUCCACACAGAUUUUAGGUUUAUACUGUAGAGUAGUUUGGCCCUAGAUAGCCCAGCUUUGAUUACUUUUUUUAAACUUUGUUCCAUGAAAUAUUGUUGACGUGACAACUGAAUUUCGACCGAUUAAGCUAACUGUGAAUAUGUUGUUUCCUCUCUGGUGGGAAAAAAAGAGGUGGGGACUAUACCUGCAAUUGUAAGUGUUUUAUCCAUAAGGCAGUAAUACUAGGUGUAAUCACAAAUUUCCUUGAUUUGAAUAAUUUAAAGAAAAAAUAAUGAAAACCAUACUUGAUUUAAAUUUGGCAGGGUCUCUUUAAGGUCCUCUGCUUGUUAACAUGUUCACCACUUCCAUCAUGGCUCCUGUUUUUAGAUCCUUCAAUGAAAGAUCAGUUCUCACUACUCGACUCACAAAACUAUAAUUUCACUGUGAAUCCUAAACUUGAGCAAAUAUCAGCUACAUUGACGAACUGAUGUGACUUCAUAUCCAUGAUUAACACUGAUAAUUAGAUCCGUGUCUCACGAGUCCAAGCCCAAAGGCUGAGCUAAGGUAAGGACUAUGUGGAGUCACCACACAGCACAUUGAAUGCUUUUUUUGUGCCACCAAACAAAACACAAGACUUAUCUCUCGGGGCCUUGCUUCAUCCUUUUCCUAUAAAGAAAGUAGUCAGAAUGUGAUUUACAUUCAGUGAUCUGAAAAUAGCAGCCACACUGGAAGCAGUUUGGUUUUAAGGAAACAACAAAAUAAAGUGAGGGUCAGAAACAUUUAAAUCAGGUUUUUGAUUUAUUUUUUUAUUUUUAUUGUAGCUUUUACUCUUUGUGACUGUUAUUGCACCUGGUGUAGUUACACAAAUGAGCAACCUCGGCUUGAGAUGUACAAGUCUGUCUAUACUACUGGAUUCUUACCAGUUUUCACUGGAUAGAAAGAAGUGAAGGAGCAAUCCAACUCGAAGGUGAAAAAUUUUCCCAUUUUAUUUUUUAUAUCUGAUGCAUGGUUGGUUUCACUAAUGUUGAUGUUUCUGUUAACCUUAAGACUUCAGAUCAGAACCGUAUGGGAUUUUUCACGUCUUUAGGACAUUGUGAAUCUCAGACUGCUGUCCUUUAAACUGUUAAACUCACGGGAAAUGCAAAGCUUUUAUAAACUGCUUUUACUUAUUGCCUGCCCUGCCAGCAGUGCACACACAGCAGUUUUCUUAUUUAACCUCACUCUUCAACGCAUAUCAUAUUGAAUGUCUAUAUGAAUUGUAUAUUCAGGGUAAUAUUUGAUGUAAAUCCAAAAGUUUAUAUUUAUUUAUGAGAAACAGUAAAGGCUGAAUAAUUUAGUGUUGAAAAUGGACUGCGCACUGGUUAGUAAUGCAAAUUAUUGAAGGGUUAAUGGAGUUCAAAUCCUUCGUGUGAAGGCUGAGGAGAACUUUAUGACACAUUUGUAUAUACUGCUGUAAAUAUUUCUGACUGGGGCAAAAGUGUAUUUUGUUAUUAAAAAUGUCGCUUUUUAAAACA